Messenger RNA from Acanthamoeba castellanii str. Neff, 1188 nucleotides. RefSeq names its product Alpha(1,3)-fucosyltransferase 10, putative. Gene Ontology annotation, cellular component: membrane. The transcript has 9 exons. NCBI's taxonomy places the organism in Eukaryota, Discosea, Longamoebia, Acanthamoebidae. Bases 1 to 1188 code for a protein of 395 amino acids. Gene Ontology annotation, molecular function: alpha-(1->3)-fucosyltransferase activity. The record is from RefSeq and is a predicted model, not a curated record.
AUGCAGACGUCAUCACACCAGCCCCUGCUGCCCGUGGUGAACCCAGGCGCCGCGGCCGAAGGGAUGUCGGGUCGCCACGGCCUACCGCGAAAGAAGAAGUCGGGCCUGGGCGGUGCAGCCAGGAGCAAGGACUUUAGAGCCUGCGGCCUGGGGGUGGUCCUGGUCAUGUGCGUCUACGGCGCCUUCUACGUGCUGCUCGAGAAGUCGGGCGAGGUCGACUGCCCGGACUGUGUGGCCAAGACCCACCCCGACUACCCAGCCAUCUCCGAGUACGAGCACACAAGACCCGUCCUCGUCUGGACAUGGCAUACGCUCGAGAACUUCCUCUACAUUCACCAGGAGUGUCUGGACGAGGUCGACGGGUUCAUCUUCCACCCGCCCACGGUGGCGCACAGGCCCUACGAGCCUCUGGUGAAGAAGCCCCAUCAGCAGUGGAUCCUCUUCUCCACCGAGUCCGAGCUCAACUACCCCAUGCUCGAAGACCCCAAGUUCAUGUCCAAGUUCGACAUCAACAUGACGUACCACUUGGAGGAUGCGGUGCCUUUCACCUACUACAUCGACAUCGACUUCUACACCAAGUACUGGCAGCACCCGAUCCUGCCCAAGACGGCCAAGGCUCCGGUGAUGAUGAUGAUCUCCAACUGUGAGCCAAAGUCGCCGCGCAACCAGUACCUCGCCGAGCUGAUGCGCUACAUCGACAUCGACUCCUACGGCAAGUGCUUCCACAACAAGGACAUACCGAGGGAGAUGGACGGGUGGCCGUGGUGGGAGGUCAAGUGGAACAUCACGGCGCAGUACAAGUUCACCAUCGCCAUUGAGAACUCCAUCUCUCUCGACUACGUCACCGAGAAGCUCUUCCACUCCUUCAUCGUCGGCACCGUCCCCAUCUACCUGGGGGCGCCUAACGUGGACAGCUUCGCUCCGGCGGAGAAGUCGGUCAUCAAGGUCACUGACUUUGAUGGUCCGAAGGAGUUGGCCGCCUACUUAAGGGCGUUGGACGAGGACGACGAUGCCUACGGGGAGUACCUGCAGUGGAAGCGGGACGGGCCGUCGCAGAGCUUCGUCGACCUCCAGCGGACCUCGCCCCGCACCGGACCCUGCCGGCUGUGCAAACGAAUCGCGGAGCUGCAGAACCUGACGCCGUCAAAGAGGGAAAUGGCCGCGCGGCAUCACCACCACAAGCACUGA